Messenger RNA from Aspergillus ochraceoroseus IBT 24754, 1394 nucleotides. RefSeq lists its product as uncharacterized. Lineage: Eukaryota; Fungi; Ascomycota; Eurotiomycetes; Eurotiales; Aspergillaceae. The record is from RefSeq and is a predicted model, not a curated record. The transcript has 2 exons. Bases 225 to 1325 code for a protein of 366 amino acids.
UUCAAACAUACAACCUAGAGCAAUCCGUCUCAAUUUACCAUUUUUCACUGUGCAAGUAAGUAUCUUCAGAUAUAGUAUGUAUGUGUAUAUUAUUACUUGGUCCGUGAUGGCUAAAAUCAUGCGGGGAACACUAACCGCCAAUCCCACUUCCAUCCAUCCUUGUUAACCCACCACCACCAAGCCACCUGCUGGUCAACCGCCAGACCAAGAAAAAAGAACAAACAAUGCACCAAGAGCCAACUUUGCCAUUGUCCCCCGACCCCCCCAGCUACCGAUCCCUCCCAAUCCUCCUCACCUACCUCUCCAUCUGCGGCACCCUAGCAGCCCAGAAAUGCAUCGCCAUCUACCACGGCUACCGCCACCAGCAGCAGCAGCAGCAGCAGCAGCAACGAGGAAAUAGCCAGCGCCAAUGGCCCUCCCGCAAACGCAAAUUCGCUGUCUUCUGCCUCCUGGCUCUCCUGAGUCUCGGCACAACCUGGUAUCACAUGUUCUGCUUUUUCGGACACUCGUACCGAUCCUGGGCUGGUGGUGAUGAUGCAGCAGCAGCAGCGUUGACGCGGGGUUAUUAUUCCCUGCCGCGGAGGUGGGAGCUCUGGUUACGGGAUCGGAAGCUCUUCCGGGAAGCUUGGGAGAGUGUUUCUGAGAGUCCGGAGAGGGUCUGGUGGAGUGGGCAGAUCUUUUUGUUUACGGUGGGGUGGAGUUUGGUUUUGGGGGUUGUGGGACGGAAAUAUCGUAUCCCGCAUGUAUGGAGUUUCAUGCUCAUCGGCCAGAUUGUGGCUAUAUCUUUUGCUCAGAACUUGUUUACUCUCACCGUGCUUGUGUCGGAAUCCUCGGGGAAGCGCGAUUCGAGUCGAAAUGCGGGCAACAGCGACAGCGACAGCGACAAGGACGAGCACGAGGAAGAAACUAUCUGGACCCCCCCUGGUCUCCUAGAACUCACCCCGAUUGUACUCUCGCUCGCCAGCGCGGCGGUCGUCCCCUCCGUGGCGCACACGCCACUUUUCAUGCCGGUAUUGCUUGUGCCGCAUUUCCUGCUGUUCGUCCCGACUUUGCUUUCGCGGUCGGGUCUGGCGGGACUUGGGUCCUACCGCGGCGUGGGACGGUAUAGGAGGCUCUUUUGGUGGAUUGGCGCUGCGGCGGUCGGGAUCCAGGCGCGGUCAACUUUCUUGCUUCUUUCGGAGGAGCAGCGGGGGGUGGUUCCGGUUGUGAAGCGGUUGCUUGCGACGAUGGGUGAGCAUCCGGCUGUGAGUAGUGUGGGAUGGGAUGUGGUGUUUUGUUCUGUAGGGUUGGUGGUUAGUAUUUUACUUGGGCCGUAUGAUUUGUAAACGUUGUCUGGACAUAACUAUACCUAUACCUGCAUAUAUACAUACAUACAUACAUAUAUAUAUAUUCAC